UUUCAAGAUAUCCGUGCAUAGUCGCGGAUUGAUGACGUAGCGCGUCACAGGCAGAGGAGGGCGCUUUCCAUAGAAACAGGAGGACGCUUGUUUUGGUACGCUGAGUAACUCUGCUGGGAGAAGGUUUUAGAUUUGUAAGUUUUAUUUCAAAGUAUGUGGAAUCGCAGUGAUUCGAGAAGCUCGGCUCUGGCGAGAGCGCAGACGCAGCUCCGCGGAAAGCGAGUAUCCAGCGCCACAAACGAGUCCAAGGAUGAGUUUCAGGAGUACAUGGAUGCACUGACGAAAAAAACGAACGCUUUAAAAGUCAGCCAGACUCCAUUUCAGGACCUGAGCGAUCUUUCAAUGGAAGACACGGACAGCGAAAUGAAGGAGAACCGAAUUGUCAAAAGCAAGACAACGCACAGAGAAGACGACCGUGAAAAGACUGUGGUGGAAAGCAGGUUUUUAAAAAAAGCGUCCCAGUCUGUCAAAGGAAGCCAGUCCCCAACAAUGAGUAAAACAUCAAGUAAAACAAACCCAACUGCUCCAAAGGCUGCGUCCACGCAGAGAGGCUCCACCAGUGCAGCUCUGAACAGACUGGCUCUCAUAGAGAAUAAAAUCAUGAACAGAAGGCGAGCCAGGGACCAUGCAGACCCGGACGCCGAUCUAUGGGCUUCAGAUGAAAAGCCCUUCUCUGUCCAGUCCAGCAGCGAUCACAGCACCCGGGGCAGCAGCAGGUUUCUCAAGAGAAAGCCUCCAGACUCUAAAGGACCGGACCCUGCACAAGUUGAACAGACUGCAGGAGGCCUUCAGAAGUCGCACCCCAAACUGACGCGUAAACAAGUCACUGUGGACAGUGAUGAGGAGGAUAUGAAGAAGCUGUUAGGCAGCUCAGCGGUAAUGUCAGAGGAGAGCUUCAUUAAACAAGAGAGACCAGCUUCCAGAGAGAGCCCAGCACCUGCCAGAAAGUCUUUCUUGAAGAGCGAUCGAAAGACACAGCCAAGAUCUCCUUCCCCACCCAGAAGAAGCCCCCUUUCCAGGACCCCCUCCCCUCGUCGAUCCCCACUCAGGACUGUCUCCAGAACCCCCUCCCCUCCCAGAGGCCUCUCCCCCAGGAGGAUGUUGUCUCCGAGAAUGAAGUUCAUUAAGAGAUCGUCCUCUUCCCUGUCCCUGAGGAGUGAUGUGAAAUCUGUGGAGGAGCUGUUCCCUAGCGUGCUGGAGUCUGAGGGUGUGAUCAGUGAGAGAAGCGAUGGCUCAGAUGAUUUCAAACUAAAUAUUAUGACCUUUGAGGACCUUGUGCCGGCAAUAUUGGGAGAAACAGAGGCACCAGAAGAAAGGCAAGAAAAGACAAAAUCCAGCAAGACCAUUAACACUACAGACAGCAAAGGACCACAGGGCUUUUCUCAGCCAGCAAAUCUGAAUCAGGUGGACGGCACUGCUGAAUACGAGAGCGACUUUGAGAGCGAGAUCCAGACAGUCUCCGAAAAGACAAUUGGUGAAAUCUCAGAACGUCUAAACGACGACUCUCCAGCCAGCAUGGUCCAGGAAGUGUCUGGAAGAUCUCAAAGAGAGGCGUGGAGCGAACAGUCUGGGUACUCAGCCGAGGAGAGGGCUAGGAAGAGAGAGCACACAGAAUCAGAUCCCUCCUGGUCGUAUCCAGGCAGAACGGAAGGGGGUCGCUCCAGCACUGACUCCUCGUACUCAAGGGCUUCCACAUAUUCAAGUCCAUCUCCGUCUGGCACACUCACGCCAACCCCUCGCAAAGGGAGAUCGAGCAAGCACAGGGCUGUCAAAGAGGCAGGAGUGCAGACGCAAGCCACUGGAUUAGCCUACAACUGGUCCAACGGUAUGGCAGUAUUGGGUCCAUCGAUUGGAGCAACGUAUGUGGAUCCAACUCCCAUUGCAAGCCAUGUUGUUGGCGCUGAUGCGCUAGAAGCUCUCACAGCCUACAGUCCUGCAGUGUUUGCUUUAAACGACAUGCUGAAGCAGCAGUUGGCUUUGACGAGGCAAUUUGCAGAGACCAGCCGGUAUCUUCACACUUCUCUUCUUGAAUCACUUGGACCAGAAAACUACCACUAUACAACGUUAGAGGAUACUAAAGAGUUUAUACGUAAUUGCAAGCCUCCACCUCUAACUAUGGAAGAGGCUUUGGAAGAGGUGCUUCAGGAUAUGAGGGAGUAUCAUUACAUCUGAACGCAAGCAGGACGCUACAGAAGAAAUGGAAACAGCCUCGGAGAUUUAUUUUGAUUUCGAAAGUGAACGGCAAACGUACUCAUCUUAUAACAGACAAUGCUGUGGAACAAAACAGAAAAGUAUAUGGCUGAUGUAUUCUAACCAAAUAAAUGUAUAAAGAACUGUGUUUACCUGAAAUUAAGAUUUUAGAUUUAAAAAAAUAAAAAAUGGGUCCAAAAUUGACAUUUAUGGUGUUUGCCGUGGCCCAAAUUUAAAGGUGUUUUUUUGUUUUUUUUUUUUUUUUUAAAGUUUCAUAAAGUUACUUUAGGUGCUCAUGAAUGUGUUUGCUUUUUUUAAAGAUUACUGCCAUGUAAAUAAGGUGUUUGAAGAUUUUAAUUUUGUACUAAAAAUACACCAAAGAAUGAUGACUCCAGCUUUGAAAUGUGAAAAAAAUAUUUGCCAUAAUUUUUAUAUGUACCAAUCCAGUAUCAAUCUAGAUGAACUGAAAAUGCAACACAUGUCCCAUGGAAAAAGGAAGAGUUAUUUGCAUCCUGUGACAGUAACGUGAACUGCAACAAGAAACAUAAAAUCAAAAAAAUCACAGUCUCUUUGAUUCAAGUUGGCUUUUAUAGUUAACAGACAAUAAAUCUCAGUUACCUAAACAAAAAGUGGCCCAAAAUGUUUUAUGUAACUUGUUCAAACGGAGUCAAUGGUAAAGUAAUACAUCAGUAUUAUACUGUAUAUAUAAAAAAUAACACACAACACAUUUGUCUGUCUAUUUUUACAAUUUUUCUUAGUACGCCCUUUCUAAAAUCUGGGGGGUGGCAAG
This is a messenger RNA of Acipenser ruthenus (sterlet), 2980 nucleotides long. RefSeq lists its product as uncharacterized. Lineage: Eukaryota; Metazoa; Chordata; Actinopteri; Acipenseriformes; Acipenseridae. The transcript is spliced from 9 exons. Bases 154 to 2172 code for a protein of 672 amino acids. The record is from RefSeq and is a predicted model, not a curated record.